Messenger RNA from Bursaphelenchus okinawaensis, 576 nucleotides. Lineage: Eukaryota; Metazoa; Nematoda; Chromadorea; Rhabditida; Aphelenchoididae. The record is from the annotation of a GenBank genome assembly.
AUGUCAUCAGUUAUGACCGUCGCCGGCCCUGCCUUCACCUCGACCUCUGCUAGCUCGGCCUUCGCGGAGAUGUCUUUUGGCUUUCGGCUGUACCGUCAGGCCAGAUUGAUUCGAAAGUCCGCACACACAGAUGAAAAAACCAAACAAACCAAAAACCUUCCGGCUAGCCUUAAGAUCUCUGAAGUUGGUCAAGCUAUCUUUGUGGAGCCAGCUAGUUCAAACUUGGCAAAGAAAGAGAAGAAGGAGAAGCAGACAAAUUUAAAGAAAGCAGAGUCACCCGAGCCAGCCGAGAAGAUUACCGACAACCUACAAACCUUCGCCGCCAACCCAGCCUCUCCUACUCGACCUGACAAACGUGGUUAUGACGCCGAGUCAGCUGCAGAAUCAUCUGACCCGGCUUUGAAGAUCCGGUUGACUGGAGCCGUGCCAACAGUCCAGCUAACGUUGGAUCAGGCCGUGGAGAAGCCAGCAGUGAAGGAAGAAAUGUGGACAAAGUUUGGUGCUUUGUUCAAUGGCCAAAGAACGGCCAAACCUGAAGAAGUUAAAGCCUUUUUAAGACUUAGCGAGAUGUCCUAG